AGUGUCUUGCAGCCCUUGCAGUACUCCUCUUUCGCCUUUGUGUCUGCAGGCGUGAAGAAGUAAUGACGAAAGGAGUUUCUUGGCCCGGAGGAUACGUUAAAUUUUUGGAUUUCUUUGGACAUCGGGGGAUGCCUGCAAACUGCCACUGACGGACCAGCAAUAUUUCUAUUUCUUACAUUUCCUCAUCCUUUCAUAGGCCUUAUAGGUGACCUUUCUGACCGUGCACUUUCUUAAUACUGUGAAACUAAAUCAUACUCUGGGGGUGUGUGGUAACUCUGGACCAUGCUCUCCCUGUGGUUGUUUUUGCUCCCCUGCCUAAACUUUGUGCCUCAGGCCCUGUCUGAGAAAGGCCUGGAGUUGCCACAGUAUGACGGGAAAGACCGUGUUCUUGAUAUCAAUGACAAGAACUACAAGAAAGCUUUAAAGCAGCACAGCAUGCUCUGCCUGUUCUACCAUGAGCCCAUAGCAGACAGCAAGGAACUGCAAAAACAACACCAGAUGACUGAGUUGGUGCUGGAGCUUGUAGCUCAGGUUAUGGAGGGGAAGGACAUCGGGUUUGGAAUGGUUGACUCCCACAAAGACGCAAAGAUAGCAAAGAAACUGGGCUUAGAGGAAGAGGGGAGCAUGUAUGUUUUUAAGGCUGAUAGAGUGAUCGAGUUUGAUGGUUUGCUUUCUGCUAACACUCUGGCCGAGUUCUUGUUGGAUUUGUUGGAGGAACCAGUGGAAAUCAUAGGAAAUGCUCUGGAGCUGCGAGCUUUUGACAGGAUGGAGCAAGACAUACGUCUCAUUGGUUACUUCAAGAGCGAAGAGUCUGAGCACUAUGAAGCUUUUAAAGAAGCCGCUGAGCAGUUUCAGCCCUACAUCAAGUUUUUUGCAACAUUUGAGAAAUCUGUGGCCAAAGAGCUGAGUCUGAAGUUAAAUGAGGUAGACUUCUAUGAGCCCUUCAUGGAGGAGCCCAUGUCCAUCCCAGGCAAACCUCACUCUGAGGAGGAGCUGGUGGAAUUUAUAACUGAACACAGGCGACCAACACUCCGAAAGCUGCGUGCAGAAGAUAUGUUUGAGACCUGGGAGGAUGAUAUUGAGGGCAUUCACAUUGUGGCCUUUGCAGAAGAGGAGGAUCCUGAUGGUUAUGAAUUUUUGGAAAUCCUAAAAGAGGUGGCCAGAGACAACACUCACCUACCUGAGCUGAGCAUCGUCUGGAUUGAUCCCGAUGACUUUCCACUGUUGAUCCCCUACUGGGAGAAGACCUUCAAGGUGGAUCUGUUCAGACCACAGAUCGGAGUUGUUAAUGUUACUGAUGCAGACAGUGUGUGGAUGGAAAUGGAUGAUGAGGAGGAUCUGCCCACGGCUGAGGAGCUGGAGGACUGGAUUGAAGACGUGCUCUCUGGCAAAGUUAACACUGAGGAUGAUGAUGAUGACGAUGAUGAUGACGAUAAUGAAGAUAAUGAUGAAGAUGACGAUGAUGAAGAUGACGAUGAUAAUGAAGAUGAUAACGAGGAGGAAGAUGAUGAUGAUGAUGAGUAAUUUACAGUGUUAUCUGAGUAUCCACUGUUUCUUCUUCAGAGUGUCUAAUGUGGAUAUCAGCGCAUCAGCUUUAUGCUACAAUAAGUUAAUUUUUUAAAAAAGGUAAUUUUUGCACUUAAUGUGUGCCUGCUAUUAAUAUUAAAAAGAAAUAAUAUCCAUAAAUGUCAUUUUUGACUGAGAAGAUAACUUUCCCUGUGUCUGGGUUCUACGUGAGGAUCUUAGAAAAGAUUUUAGAAGAGACAAAGGAACAAAGGGGUGCAGGCUAAAAAACAAACACACAUAUAUACAGCAGGUGAAAUAAGUCCCAAACAAUCCACCCAACCCACAGAUGCAAUGAAAUCAAACCAUAGAUGUCCAUAAAUUAAGUUAUGUGUAGCAAUGAGUAAGGAAUUAUGGUAUUGCAAACAUAUUAUGUUAAUUAUGCCAAAAAUACACUUCACACGAAAGCAAAUUACAUGAAAUUUCCUUAUUCACAUACAAUAAUGCUACUAUUGUAUGUAAAUAUGUAUGGUUAACAAGUUUGUCAGACCACCUGUCAUAAAAGAACAAAUAUUUUGGAAAUAUCUCCCUCAAAAAAGUGAUUUAUUAGGCAGAUAACUGAUCAUAACUAAUAAUAAAGUUUUUAUAACCAAAUUUGAGCUGGUAAACGUCUCCUAGGAGAAUUUAAUCGAAUUUAAUCGCCAUUCAACCCAGUAAAACACAUUUUAGGAAAGUAAAGUAACUUUAAGUAACUGGAAAGUAAGUAACUCUAACUAAUCUGAUAUCUGAAUCAAAAAUAAUAACGUGCUUUAUGUUUUUUUUUCUGCUUUUAUGUAAAGCGGUACAAGAACAAUUGUAUUUUAGCAUUUCAAGUAUGAAGCUUGCAGACUCUGGUGGAUUAACCAUUACAGAAACCUUAAAAAAAUAUGUUUUGGUAAUUACCAACGCUGUUAAUUUAGGACAGCUGUGGCAUUAACCUUAACUGGGUGGUGGUCUAAUAAAUUUAAGCAUUUUUUACACAAAGAAUAUUAUAAAAAUAUACACAUCUUGCUGCAUAAUUAAUAUAAUAUGAAAUCAAAGUAACUGUAAGCCUUAGAUGCCACAUAAAGGAGCCAGAAGUAGUAGUAGCUUCCAUAACUACGUAACUGUAAAUGUAGUUAAAUCUUUUAAAACUUCACCACCGCACUUAUUAAUGAUCACUACAUGGAAGUAGAACAACAAUCAAACUCCCUGAAAACAUCAGUACAAAUAUUUAUUUGUUCAUUUUUAUUUUAUUUUAUUUUUUGUACAAAUGUGACUUUGACACCGCUGCAUUAAUGUUGAAUGUUAUGCUGUAUAAAAGGAGACGGGGGCAACUCACGACCUGUCGGCUGCAUCACAUUUGGACAUUUGGGAAAGCGAUCUCUGUGUUUUCUUCUUUUCUGUUUUACUCUGUUUCUUUCUCACACACAUAUGCUGAAACACACAAACUUGAAAAACCCCACAUGUAUGCCGAGCACAUCCUAAAUAUGUCAAACCGAGGCACGUGUGUAGUCGUACAAGAGAAGGUAUUUACAACCACCAACACCCCUAAAGAGUCCAAAACAAAACUACACCCUCUGUAAGCACAGUAACACUCUUGUAAAUAUAAAUUUACAACACAUCAAGCCUUAUAAGUAGAAAAAGUUUAAAAAAUACACAUCAAAUAUCCUCACUCAUUAACAGCCUAGAACAGUGUUCCAGUAGUUGUAGGCAGGUGGCAGUAGUGAGACACCCUGGUGUCCAAUACUGGCAGCACAAAUACUGAUACUGAGUUGAGUUGUUCACAAUAAGUUAUUACUCUUGUUUUUUUGAUUCCUGAAUGCUUGCAGCAAGAAAUAAUGCAAGAUUAAUUUUGGAGUGGGUGAUUUAAUUUGUACAUUAAGUACUUAAUCUUUUGAAAUUGCUUCAGAAAUCUGAUUUUAGGUAAUCCUUUAGGUUGUGUGUUGCGUUAAGCUCGUGGCUGAUUAUCGGACACUGGCCAACAAGAUUUACAUUACAUGGAGCGAUGAUAAUAAACCAAAUCGAGAUGAAAAUCAGGGCCAUAUGUUCUGAAAUAAUACAGCAGUGGGUAAAAUUUUAACUUGAAAUGUGAUUUCUAUAACCUGUCCAAAUAAUAUUCUGCUGGCUCACACAUCGGAUCAGCGCACACUGCACACACUUACACAUACAUAACAAGUAUUAAGAUAUGUUCCUUCCCUAAGUACUGACUGAACUGUCUGUAUGCAGUUGUAGUGUAAGUGGCGUUUAUUGAAGACUGCAACUGGCAAAAUCAAAAAUAAAUAAAUCUUUAAAUGCA
Molecule: messenger RNA, 3820 nt
Organism: Oreochromis aureus
Lineage: Eukaryota; Metazoa; Chordata; Actinopteri; Cichliformes; Cichlidae
Gene: casq2
Product: calsequestrin 2
Exons: 11
Coding region: 283-1524 (413 amino acids)
Biological process (GO): regulation of cardiac muscle contraction by regulation of the release of sequestered calcium ion
Cellular component (GO): sarcoplasmic reticulum lumen
Molecular function (GO): calcium ion binding
Source: RefSeq, a predicted model, not a curated record